Molecule: messenger RNA, 3739 nt
Organism: Spirodela intermedia
Lineage: Eukaryota; Viridiplantae; Streptophyta; Magnoliopsida; Alismatales; Araceae
Source: the annotation of a GenBank genome assembly
AUGGGGUGCCUCUUUGCCUGCUUUCGCGUCAAAGAUAGUUCUCCUCCGUCUACGGUCGAAGCCGUCCCUUCCCUUAUCGGAGUAAGAAGAAACCUCUCUCUCUCUGUCUCCUUCUCUCAUUGUCCUCGUUGGGUCCGCUGAACUCGUCAAUGGAUUAAUUCCCACUGGCUUUGCUCAUUGGGAUAAUAAUUCUUUGCUUGUCAUGUCAUGUCCUUCCCUGAUCCAACUUAUUUCGUUAUCUUUCAUGGACUCUGUCAGGAUCGCGUGGUGAGGCGAAAUCAGCUUGCCGCCUUGCUUCUAUCUGAAGGUAGUGGGUAUAGUGACGGCAGAUGUCGUUUUCCUUGUGAAUUUUUAUUCCGUUCAAUUACUCGCAUUGUUUGUAUUUUAACCGUAAUUUAUUUUUUUUCAUUUUUCUGAAUGGAAAGCCUCUGAAUUCGGCGGUGAAGUUGUUCAAAGAUAUGUCGGCAGUGAGCUUACAGAUGAGGUGCUUGAUAAGCUAUAUGUUUCAUAUUCUCAUCAUUUGAUUAGUUUGUUAUUAUCUUAUAACUUUGAAGAAAUUUUCAUGUGCAAAUGGUGAUGUCAACUAAAUGUCUGUUGGAACUGAUAUCAACCGCUGUUCAAUUACAGCUCUUGCAAAAUAAGAGAAAUGUUGACUGAGGGAAUGUUUUGAUAUCAAUGAGAGAACUAGCAAGUCAAGUGAAUCUUUAUAUAGAUUCGUCUCUGAAGCGACUUGAGUUUUUUUUUCUGUUACGUACGAUGUUGUUAAAAUCACAGUGCAACUCUCAAGGUUUAAUUUUAUGUUUCCCAUGCUUCGAUUGCAAAUUGAUCGCACAUUGAGAAACAUUUCAGUCUCGUAAAAGUCAAAAUUGUUAAAUUUGUGCAUUCAUUUUGGAAAUUUUCAUCACUUUGGGUCCGAUCGUGCACAUUCAAUAAAAAAUCAUGGAUUACCUUGGAAGGUCUUCUACGUUGUUGCUUGGUGAGUGCAAUAGCUGACGAGAGAAUACCUGAGCGAAGACCUGGCCUCGAAAAUUUUGGAACAAUGUUCCUUUGCAGAUUGAAUUGUCUUCGUCAAUGUUUCACCGAAAGAGUUUAUUCUGAUGCAAAAAAUUAUUUUGCUACUGACACAUUUGUUGAUGUCCAGUUAUAAUUUGCCUACAGAACAAAGGUAGAGAGUCUAGUUAGUGUUUUAAAGUAUACAUUUCUCCUACCAUCAAUUUAUUUUGCUUGAAUUACUCUCUCUUAGCCUCAUUAAAAAUUUGUGACAAUUUCUCGUUCUUCUUACCCUUUACCUAUUUUAUUCAUUUCAGAAAACGUGCUUCAUACCCCAGUCCAUAUUUUCAUAAUUCUCGUGUUACAGAAUCUCUGAAACAAUUCUAAUCUUCUUCUGUCUCAUAUUAACCAAAUCUGUGUAACCUUUGUGGUUUCCUUUAUCUUUUCAGUUAUUAAAUAAAAGGAUGAUUAACUUAACAAUAUAAAGUACCUCGUUCAUUGUGCCUCAGUUACUUUCUCGAAUCGUGUCAGUCUCAGUCUCAGUUAUUUUCUCUUUCCUUCAUGUCUUUUUGUUAUCGAUCUCUGAUUAUGAAUUACCUAGGUUGAGAUCUGGGAACGCAUGGUCAACAAGUAAAUGAUUCAAUUCUCUUAUAGUUUAGUUGGGAAUUUUGGGAAACUCUCAUUCUGCCUCUCUGCACAUCUUUGUUUUGUGAACUUGAACAUUUCUCCAUAACAUUUUGAAAGUAUACCUGUUGCAGAAAUUCUGCGACUCAGUUGGGGAAACAUGAUUAAAUUGAAGGACAUGCAUUAUUAUAUAUGAUUCAUUUUUCAACAGAAAACUGAUAAUGCUGGGAAUUACAUGAAUGUCAAUGGUUGUUGAUGAUUCCCAGGUUUAAACUAGUUUUUCGUGCCUGGCUUGUUUGUGAUUUUCAAUUGCUAUAGAUGACUUCUUUCAACGUGUCAUCGUUCGGGAUACAUUAACUUAUAGAUUUCCACUCUUGAAAGUUGCUUUGAAAGUUGUGCCAGUCACGGGGGAGUGUUCCAGGAGGUUACUGCUUCCCUAUUGAAACUGUUGACUCUUAUAUUGUGAAUUAUAUUCCAGUCGUUUAGAUUAGCAUACGCUACUAACACAGACUUUAAUUUUUUUUUCUUUUCAAUAGGUAGUAUACAUCAGAAAAUACGUUAAUCCACCUGAGCUACUAGAAUGGAACUCCUCAAUAACGAUGUGCUAUAACCAUUCAUCACUUUGUUUCAGGCUAAAUUCCUUAAAAUAUGUGAAGCAGUUCUAGAAAACCCUACAGAUAUCCGGAAGGGAUCUGGGAAGGCAAAGUAUCAGACUCGUGUAGAGGAUGUAAAACCUGAUACGUUUUUCAAGAAGUUUAAUCGUCUUGAAAGACCUGAUCAGGUUUCCAAUGCACCACCCACAGCUAAUGAUUGUUUGGCAGGCAAUAAGUGUGGCAAGUAAGUACCUAAUUCCUCUCCUGAGAUUGACUCGGUUUUAGCUACUCAGACUUAAUUAUUUAAUGUUGUACUUGCUUUUGCAGCUGUACAACUCGAACAGAACAGACUGAUGACACAUGCUCCAGCGCUGUCUGCUCACAAAUGUCCGAAACGCAGAGCAUUCCUACAGAAAACAGACGUCUGUCUCUUUUGACCAAGUUGACUGAAGAGGGAAGGAAAGUUGAAUCUAUAGUAGAUUCUGCCUCCAAGGAUUUCUCUUCUCAAACUGGCGGGCAGAUCCAUGGCCUUGCAUCUCAGAAUUCCCCUGGUCCAGCUCCGUUGAGGUUGGCCAAAGAAAUGGAUACCCCGGGCACUCUGUCUCUAGAAAAGGUGGAGAAUGGUAGACUUGAUGCGAAUGGCCUCACCCACACACAACGCUUCUGUCUGGUCAGAAACCCUCUUUUAUUGAGGGUGAGCUCACAUAAUUCAUGCCAAAGUGCAGACUCUGCCAACGCUGGCACAGGGCAGCAGGGCACUCCGAGUUUUGUCUUGGUGGAAUCAGAAUUCUCUCAGAUGAACGACAAAGCCUCCUCAUCGGAUAGAGUUAGUGAAGAAGCUGGCAGUAAGCCGAUAAUGAACUGUUCGGAUGACCCAUUUGCAAGCCCUGAUGGGAGAAGACUCAACAACGGGGCCGCAUUAAAGGAAAGAUUCCCCAACAGUAAGAGUCCUGUCGACAGACCCAUCAUUGGAAUGGUCGCCGCCCAUUGGAAUGAUGACGAAACCACCGGCAUCUCACCCAAGUUGUGGGAUGGAAAUGGCAUACCCAAUUCGACAAAUAAGUAUAAAGAGGUACAGCGUUUCGUUUUUCUAUGAACUUGAUUACUGAUUUUAGCUGGUGGGCUGGUCUCAAGGCGAUGUAUGUGCCUGGUGGGUCUGCCUAUUAAUGCUCCAGCUGUGCUCCAUGUGUGAACAGGAUCAGAAGGUCAGCUGGCACGCCACCCCAUUUGAAGAGAGGUUGGAGAAAGCUCUGUCCGACGAGAAACUUUAUCCCCAGAGGUCUCUCUCUCUCUAUCUCUCUCUGUCUCUCUCUCUCUCUCUCUCUCUCUCUCUCUCUCUCUCUCUCUCUCUCUCUCUCUCUCUCUCUCUCUCUCUCUCUCUCUCUCUCUCUCUCUUCUCUCUCAUUCUAGAAAGUGGGCCUGGAAGCUUUUCUCCUUCUCACGGGUGAUUACUGUGCAGGAAACUCCCAAACGGGAAACCUAUCAAGUUCGAUGAAGAAGGGGAGGAAAAAGACGCUGCAGCUGCAACAUGA